Messenger RNA from Mucor velutinosus, 3021 nucleotides. RefSeq names its product tRNA dimethylallyltransferase, mitochondrial (gene tit1). Gene Ontology annotation, molecular function: catalytic activity. The record is from RefSeq and is a predicted model, not a curated record. The transcript is spliced from 4 exons. NCBI's taxonomy places the organism in Eukaryota, Fungi, Mucoromycota, Mucoromycetes, Mucorales, Mucoraceae. Bases 1 to 3021 code for a protein of 1006 amino acids.
AUGUUCUCCUUGUCACUGAAACUUGGCUUCUAUCUGGUUCUUUCCCUUCCGACUGGUCUCAAUUCCAUCUAUAUGGCACAAAAGUACCUGGCGCUUUUGGCCGUGGUUCUGGUGGUGUUACAGCCUUUGUCUCUCCUUCCUGUUGGCACCCUUACGGUUCAUUGUGUGUAUCUGCCUCCACCCUUAUCCUCGGAUAAGGUGCUCUCGCUCCUUCGCUCGUUACCUAUAACUAGUGAUACAAUCCUUUGUGGUGAUUUCAAUGCUCGCUUUGGAUCUCUACUAGGUGAUACUACUGCUAAUCCCCGUGGUAACUCUCUACUACCAUGGAUGGAGGAGGCUUCGUUGUCGAUCCUCAAUGAGUCUCUAGCUUAUGGUACACCCACCUUUACAACAUUUCGGCGACAACAAGAGGUACACAGCAUCAUUGAUCUGUUCCUUACCAACAUUGGCGAGACGGCUAUGUUGAAUUCUCAACUGGUGGUUGACUCUGAUCUGUCCCUUGGUUCUGAUCAUCGGCUGAUGGUACUUACUUUCGAGUAUGUGCCCCCUCCCGAUGAUACUCUUGGUUCUGGUAACUCUGGUGGUUUGGCCCCUAGACGACAAUGGAAGCUCUCGAAAUUGAGGAAAAAGCGGCCAUUGGGCUUGCUUCGUGAAUCCUUUCGAUCUUCUGUUGCUCCUUUGGUUGAUUCUCUCUCUGGUUUGGUCUCUGCUCCUGAUGGAGUUCGUCCUGAUAUUGAUGCACUCAAUGAUUCUCUGAAUUGUUGUUUGUAUGAAUCUCUUGACGGGUCAAUUGGUGUGAAAUCUGGUCGCCCUGGUCACUGGAAAAAGUACUGGACACAAGAAAUUGAAGAUGCAGCUCGUGAAAGAGAUGCCUCAUAUAGUCGAUGGCGAUGGGCAAGUGGCUUUGCCAAAGUUGAAACAUGGGGUAUAUAUCAAACUGCUCUUAGACGUUUUCGCUCUCUGAUACAGGCUGCCAAAAGAAAGUCGUGGAACACAUUCUGCUCUAAUCUGGAAAAGGAUUUCUCUAAAGCUACUGCUGCUAUCAAACGCAUAAAGCGAAACAAAGAAUCCUCUGCUACUUAUAGCCAUCCAGAUGGUCCAGCUGCUUCAGUAACAGCAAUGGCAUCACAUCUUGCAUCUGUAUACAAUGGUACACUCCUUAACUCUGCUUCUCGUCCUGUUGCUCCUGAACCGAAUGUAUCGGAUCUACCCUACAAUGAUCCCUCUGUUACAAAUCUGUUUGAUGCUGAUACUAUUGUCUCUCUGAUUAAGCGAUUGCCAAAUGGAAAAGCUCCUGGUCCUGAUCAUCUGAAAGCUGAAAUGCUGAAGGCUCUAGCAUCUGACAUUGCACCCGUAUUGUCUCUGCUAUUUACGCUUUGCUCUCAAUGGUCGUACACUCCUGUAUUGUGGCGUCAUGCUCAGGUCUUUCCCAUUUACAAGAAAGGUGAUGUAUCUGAUCCUGCAAACUUUCGUCCAAUUUCGCUCACUUCGGUGAUGCGUAAAUUGUUUGAAUUUUCAUUGAUGCCUGCUCUUGAUGAACAUUCGCCUGCACUUGAUGUUGCUCAAGGUGGUUUUCGUCCACAACGUAGUCCUCUGGAUCAAGCCCUCUGUUUACAUGACUUGAUGCACGACUACUUCCUCACUCAUCACCACUAUCCUGUUGUAGCCUUUCUGGACAUCAAAUCUGCAUACGAUACAGUGGAUCGCAACGUUAUUUGGGAUGCUCUUGCUCAUUCUUCACUACCUCGUCCAAUCCUUAGUUUAUUGAUCAAUAUGUUCGAUGAUGUACUAGUCUCUGUACUGAUUGCAAACCACAACUCUGACCCUUUUUCGCCUGCUACUGGUGUACUCCAAGGUUCAGUGCUCAGUCCGCACUUGUACUCUCUGUACAUCAACUCUCUGCCUGCUGUUCUUCGUGCUGCUGUCAACCGUGGUUUACUCUUUGCUGAUGAUGUGGCCAUAUUUGGCUCUCGUACUGAUGUGCAAACCAUGUUGGAUGUCGCUUCAGAUCACUCGUUCUCUCUUGGCUACAGAUGGAAACCAUCAAAAUGUGCUGUACUUUGUGCUCCUACUGCCUCUACUCGUCAUCCAUUGUCUCUAUACGGUGAACCUCUUCCUGUGGUAGAGGAAUUCACGUAUCUUGGUAUGCCGUUUAGAUAUAAAGGUCUGUACGCCCCUGGGAUUCUCAAUCUGCGUGCUUCUGGUGCUAUCAAGACAAUGGCAUUGUUGAAUUUCGCUAUAUCGCAUCUCUCUUUCCGUGACUUCAAGGCUCUUGAUGCUCUGCAAAAUCGAUUGGUUGGUAUGUUUGUUGGUAGUACAUGGUACAAUGUUGCCAAACAUUUGACCUGUAUUCCCAGCAUGAAGCAUCGAUAUAAUGUCCUGGCAACACGUUAUGCUCUUCGUGCUGAUACUCUCCCUGAUGAUUGCUUGUUGGUUCUGCUUCGUCGUGGAUUACUGUACACUCGUCUAGACAGAUUUAUUUGUCAAAACCCGUUGUAUCUGACACUACCUGAUCCGCCGCCAUUCACCACUGCUGGUCUUACUGAAGUCUUUGAUUCGUAUUGGCAAGAUCAAGUAGAUCAUCAACUUGCUGCUGCUGCUGUUUCUGGUACCCAGACCCUCCUCCGUGCUUGUCGUCGUUCUGUAUCUCGUCCAGAUCCCAUUUUGUACCUACCAAUUGGUCGAUCUGCUCGAAGUCGCCUUGUUCGCUGGCGUCUUGGACGUUUCACAAACAUGCGUGAAGAGUGUCCGUGCGUGAUGGGUGAUUUUAUAUCUCGAAAUCACUUUCUGACAUGCCGUGCUCUGGAUCGAACACUUCUCGAUGCUCUGCCUGUGGCUCCUCCUGGUAUUCAUCGUAUAGACUAUGCCCUUAAUUGUUUACCUGUGAAAGCCUCUGAUGGUCCUCCAUCUUAUUGGUCUGCUUUGCUUGCUCUGCUUCAUGCCAUUGAUUGUUUAGUGCAUCCGCUGGCUGUCAUCCCUGCUGAUCUUGAUUCAGGGUUGUUAUGGUUCUCUGCUAGAUAG